AUGCAGUCUCAGCAAUCCUGCCGCACCAGUCAGACAGCACCAGCUGGCACUUCCCACGCACUUCCGUAUCGGCUGGAGAGGAAACUGGAGCAGAAUUCGUCGCUCGUCAGUCGUCCACCACACCACGACCCUCACCCACGGCCAAUCUCGAGCGCCAAAACAGCACACCCGCUGCAGCAGCCGGCCGCGGAUGUACAUCUUACUGGCGGUCUAAGGCUGACGCCACUCCAAAUGGCGCAGCUCGAUACAAGAGGCCCCGGCGACUUUGGUGACUCUGGCUCCUGGUGGCAGACGGCUCCCGGCCACAUGCCCUCGCCCUCGGUCUACGAGAAGGAGGACUGGAUGCGAACGGAGUUGCCGUCGCCCCUGCCAUCGCCUCGCCAUUCUCGGAGGGACGUACAUAGAUCCGCCUACUCAGCCUACUCAGCUACCCCGUCGUCCGUUGCUACCUCUCACCAACGACCGGCCGUGAGCCUGGCAGCAUCCCUACUGGCUUUACCACGAGGCAUGCGACAGCACAGCUCUGCCAGCCCGCUUGUCGGACGGCCGCCGGCUGCGCCAAUUCCGUUUGCCCGGGCGUCCACUGCCCCAACCGGGAAGCGGGCCACCGCCACCACUAUUCGCCCCUAUGAAGGCCGGUCUCAGUCUGGCAGCCGUCGCACGGCUUCCCACAGAGACCAGAGUCCACGUUCGGCUCACCACUACCGCUCGACCCCCGAAACUCGCCGGUCGGUGCGGUCCUCCUUUGACGAGUCCGAGAGAGAAUCGGACACGACCGACUCCUCGCAAGACGAGGAGGACGAUGGCGGCGAUGGCGUCUACGUAGACAAGAAUGCCCUGCGCGACCGUCUCGACAUCCGCCGCCGAUCCAGCAGCCAGCACCGCCAGGCGCAGGACUCGGACGGCCCACAGCGCGAGGGCGGCGAGGACCGCCAACGGCAGCGCGAACAGGGACAGCGACAAGGGCAGGGCCCAGGCCAGUCCCAGCCGGGGUCUUCUCGACGCACCGCCCCUCGUCGCAGCACCGAGAGCCGGGGUGCCGGCACCGGUCGCAGCCGGAGCAGAAGUCGGAGACGCGAGAAGGUCAUCUACGAAGAGGAUGCCGAAGCAACCGAGGAUGUCACGGCCGAGGAGGACGACGACAGCGAUCCCCCUCCACGGCCGGCAGCCUCUAGGCAGGCUAGCAGAGCGCCCACGUCCCGGCACACUUCUGCCACGCAGGCGACGCGCUUUGCGCCAAAGCGUGGCAAGAGCCUGCGCCGUCCCGGCAGUUUUGACGACGGGUGGAAGAACAGAGCAACUUCGAGAAGCCGGCCGUCAUCGAGACGAUACUGCGAGACAGAAGUCCCAGAAUCCUACGCCAACAACACGGCGCCUCUCCGCCGAGCACAGACGCAGCCUACGGCGCCUCCGAUGGCCUCGUCGCCGAGUGUCGGCUCGUCGAAACUGUCGGUACUGGGGGGCUUCGUCGGACAGGCGCCUGCCAAUGAGAUGCCGAGUAGCCACCAUGACUGUGCAAUAUGUGGCGAGGAAUACGCACUGUCCCGUCUGGCCAAGCUGAGCUGCAAUCACCGGAUGUGCAGCUCCUGCCUGAAAGACAGAUUUGCAAAGGCGAUGUCGGACCCGCGGGCGAUGCCGCCGAGGUGCUGUGACAGGCAGAUCCCGCUGAAGUACGUCGAGAAACUGUUUGAUCUGGGCUUCAAGCGUGCCUGGAACCAGAAGCUGCGCGAAUAUGCGGCUCAGUCGCGGCCUCACUGCCCACGGUGUGGAGAAUGGCUGAAGCCGGACGACAUGUACUCGGCCGACGACCGGAAGGCGGCACAGUGCAGCAAGUGUAGGACGAAAGUGUGUCGUCUGUGCAACGGGCCAUGGCACAUAUCGCGCCAGUGUCCUCCGCGAGAAGGGUCCAGCCGGUUCCUGGACGAGGCCAGAGCCGAGGGCCGGCAACGAUGCUACAAAUGUCGGGCCAGGACGCCGCUCUAUGACAGCCAGGAUCACGUGACAUGCGGGAAAUGCGGAGCAGAGUGUUGUAUGGUGUGCGGCACGAAGUGGAAGACGUGUGACUGUGCCGUGUUUGAGUGCGACGCCGGGGACACCAGCCGAUCCGAGUACACGCAGAAGCCGUUCAACAGCAUGCGAGGCGACCGCUUUGGCUCGGCGGCGACUUCGAUCCGGGACUUCCACCACGGCCGGGCGGCCGGCACUGCCUCUGCCGGCGUGUCGGUGGUGGCCCCUACGAGGCAGGACGACGAACGCACGUUUCUGCAGCGGCGACUGCACGACCCGCGAGACGAUGAUCUGGCCAACCGGAUGCACACAGCCUUCACCAGCUUCGGCGACGAAGAUCGGUCGGGAUACUACGAUGGCCGAUACCGCGAGGCGGAAGAGCGAUCGGAAGACGAGACGGAAAAGUAUCCGAGGCGACAUGCCGAAAGCGACCUGGGUGUGUAUGCUCGCGGGCGGCACAGUUUCCUGGAAGAAGGCAGCCGACAGCGGUCAGCCACGGUGAUCCUGCCGCCUCCUGCAGGAGGCAACUACUACGUGGCCGGCGUGAAUAUGGCCAGAGGGGUUCGCGGGAGCUCCCAAGACCGUCGGCUGGCCGACCGGUUCAACGCCGACUACAGGACCAAUCCGGCACAUCGAGGCAUGCUGUCCACCAUGGCUAUGGCACCUGCUAUGGCACCUGCUAUGGCGCCUGCUAUGGCGCCAGCCACGGCACCUCCGAUGACAGGCGUGGGUGCGCUGUCGGCACCGGUCAGAGCGUCCAUGGGAGGGAUGCCGAUGGUACCGAUGGGGCCUAUGCUCCAGCCGGCCAUGUCACUGGAGGCACCGCUGAUGCGACGACACCCGAUGGAAGGCGACGUGUUUGACAGCCCGGAUCUGCUUACGUCAUGGCCCGAGCACAACCCAUACGCCGUCGACCACCACAUGCGCUACGGCGACAUGGAGGCAGAGGCGUACGGCGUGCCGCCAUCCAGGGGACGAGGCGGGUGGCGACGCACCGUGAGAGAUGAGAAGCCCAGGUCAGUGAUGGCUGGCCUGGCCGGGCCUGACCGCGGCAUGGGCCGCGUGGGUGAAUGGCUUUCGUACGUUGAUCCGGGUGAUUUGGAGGGCGAUACGGAUUCCAUCGACGGAUGA
Messenger RNA from Grosmannia clavigera kw1407, 3138 nucleotides. RefSeq names its product ibr domain containing protein. The coding region runs from base 1 to 3138 and encodes 1045 amino acids. Gene Ontology annotation, biological process: positive regulation of proteasomal ubiquitin-dependent protein catabolic process; ubiquitin-dependent protein catabolic process; protein polyubiquitination. Gene Ontology annotation, molecular function: zinc ion binding; ubiquitin protein ligase activity; ubiquitin conjugating enzyme binding. Gene Ontology annotation, cellular component: ubiquitin ligase complex; cytoplasm. Lineage: Eukaryota; Fungi; Ascomycota; Sordariomycetes; Ophiostomatales; Ophiostomataceae. The record is from RefSeq and is a predicted model, not a curated record. The transcript has 5 exons.